UAAUCAGGGUGUACAUAUCAAGGAUAAUGGAUUAGAAUUAAUCUCAGAGAUGAUUUCAUCCUACCUUGGAGGAGUAAAUUGUCAUGUUCUGAUGGGAGCUAAUCUGGCACCAGAGGUAGCUGCUGAGAAGUUCUGUGAGACAACAAUUGGUUGCAAAGAUAAAGCAAAGGGUAUUCUGCUUAAGAAACUCUUUGAAGCAGAUUAUUUCAGAGUGGUAGUUGUGGAAGAUGAAAACACAGUGGAACUGUGUGGAGCAUUAAAGAAUAUUGUAGCAGUAGGUGCUGGUAUAAUUGAUGGUCUGAAGCUAGGUGAUAACACUAAAGCUGCUAUUAUCCGUCUUGGUCUAAUGGAGAUGGUAUCCUUUGCUGAGACGUUCUAUAAAAAUGUUGACAAGGCAACCUUCCUUGAAAGCUGUGGUGUUGCUGAUCUCAUUACAACAUGCUAUGGAGGCAGGAAUAGAAGGGUUUCUGAAGCUUUUGUCUUGACAGGAAAGACAAUCGAGGAGCUUGAGAAGGAGAUGUUGAAUGGUCAGAAGCUUCAAGGACCUCAAACAGCUUUUGAAGUUCAUCAGAUGCUGAAAGAAAAGAAUCUAACCGACCAAUACCCUCUGUUUACCGCCAUCUACAAUAUUUGUUACGAAGGCCUUUCAGCAACUAAGCUGAUAGAAUCUCUUCAUGAUCAUCCAGAGCAUAUGUUUGAACCGAAGAAGUCUGGAGCUCGCCUGUAAAGCUGAUGACAGACUCAAGCCACUUGUGCUUUCACUCAAUAAUUUUGGACACAUUAUAUUGAUCUCUAUUUUUUUCUUCACUUGGAAGAACAUAUUAGUUGAUUAUUCUCAAUGCGAAUAUGAGGUUAUAGCAGUAAACCUGAUGGUGAAUUUUUUAGACAGGUAUAUUGAAUGAGUAAUGAGUGGUGUUCUUGUAUCCAUUUUAGAAAGUGAAAAUAAAAACUGGUUCUGGAAAAUUUGGUUAAUCUUUGAUUUUUCUUUAUGUUUGAACUGAAAUGUGUUGGUUUGGAAAAGAAUAAUAUCAAUAGAUCUGUCUAGCAGAUUGGAUUUGAUGAGAUUAAUAAUGGAUUGCUGUAUUUUCUAUAUGAGGAAAUAUAUACAAGCACGAUGAUUCCCAUUAUUCUAUAGAUUUUACUCACUUUAAGAAAUGCAAAGAUACUUUGCUUUUUUUAUCUUUCAAUAAUUGCUCUUUGUUUAUAGCUUUGAUUACUCUUAUUGUUAUCUUUUUCUUUUUAGUCUUGUGUUUUGUCCUAAUUUUCUGAGUGUUCUUGUAUUCACUGGAGAAUAUGAAUUAUAAUUUAAGGUUUUAAUGUUGGUUGGUAGAGGGCAUAAAUCAGACUGCAACUGCACUCCAAAACCUUUCGUAGGAUGAUAGAUAUAAACUGAAUGACAUUAAUGUUAACAAUGUCCUCAUUGUAAAUUGGGAUUUGUAACUAGGAUUUCAUUUACCCUUAAAACCAAACAUAAUCAGCAUUCUACAUUGUACAUGAAAUAACCAAUAUUUAUUUUUUUAAAUUAUUGUUAAUCAGUAUUACCUCCCAGUCUUCCUGCAAGAGUAAUAAUAUUGUAACUUCUGAAUUCUGAUCUUUAGAAAAUUUAUAAGAAAGGUAGAUAGUUAGGGAAUAAGAUGAUGAUCAUUCGAUUUAAAUUUUACAUUGCUUUUGAAAACAUGAAAUAUAAUAAGUUUGAGUUUUGUUGAAAGUAGCUUGUAUCGAUAUUUAGAAGAACAGCAAUUAUUUUAUCAAUAUGAAAUCAAUAUUGAACUCCUCAAUUUAUUUGAUAAAAUAAUGGAAUCCGUUAGUUAUAUACCAACUAUAGUUACUGAAGGUUAACCAAGGGCAGCGUUACUUGGGUUAGGGCUCUCUACACAUUCCCCUUUUUUUUCAAGAGAUGAAAAAAAAAAGAGAAAUUUGAAAGAAGAAGUAUGCAAGAGAUUUCCCUAUUUCUUAUUCCAACAAAAGGUAAUCAGCUCACCUUUAUGUCAAAAGUACAGUCUACUAUAACUCGUAUUUUAUGAAGGCAUAGCAGAUAUUAAGAAUCAUAUCGAGUGUAAAUACAAUAUCAUGUCUCUUGAUUAAGAUAAAAAGUUAUAUUUCACAAUGAUUUCAGGUAUUGGAUAAAAUAUAAUGAAAUUUGUAAAGAUGGUUGUCAAAUGUUAAAUCGGAUCAUUGUAGAAUUACAGGUUGCAUAGUCAAGGUCAACUGUCACUUUGUUAUGGUCAAUAAACUUUGAUCUUGAAACGUCAUUUCUAAAGUAUAUUAUUAAUUUUUAGAUUCCAUUGAAAUUGUAUAUAAGCGCAAUCAAUAUCAGAAACUAAUAUCCAGAUCAAAUUCAAAAUGAAAGGUCAUUUCAGGUGAAAGAAAUAUGAUUAUGUAAUUUCUUGCAAUGUGUAUACAAGUGUGCACAUGUAAAUUUGAAGAAAAAAAACUUUUACAGAAGUGACUUUUUCUGUUUUAUAUUCAUAUUUAGUGCUCAUGUUUCUCUUAUUUGACUAUUCAUGUGCUCCAAUAAUUUUGGUGUUUGACCAAGCUUCUUUUAUCUUUCAGCAUUUCAAGAAACUAAAUCAUUUUCUUUGUGGUAAUAACAAUCGUUGUUAAUACUAAACAAGUGAAGUAAAAAUGGUUACAUUUUCUUUUGUAUUAUUUCACUUUUUCAUCUUCAGGGUAUUCAAUAUAUAUUGAACAUUUAUUCAUACACCAUCUUUUAGGAAUUUGUUGUAGUUAUUUCCUUGAUAAUGGGGGGGGGGGGGACUGAAAUUACAUUACAUUCAUUCAUAAAAUAUUGAAUUAUGUUACUGCAAGGAACAAUACCCUAAUUUCUGUAUGGUGCCCUUUGUUGAAAGUGUACUCUAUGUUGACAAAAAGCACAAACAAUGCAUGAUUUAGAAAACUUUAUCCAAAAGUUUAUAUAUAUGACAUUUUAAGUGUUUUACUUAUUAACAAAGGGUUUUACUUUUUUGUCGGAAUAAGUUUGUAUUCUUCAUCCAACCUCAUGGCAAAAAAAAAUGUAUUCACAAAUUUCUAGAAUUUUCAUUUUUUAUGACUAAUAGUGUAUAAAUCAAUUUCAAACAAUAUUUUUAAUUAUUUGUAUAUAAUUACUCUAUGAUUUAUAGAUUUGACUUUUAUAAGAUUUGUAAUUAUUUUGAUGUGAUGUUUUCUUGCCAAAAUUACAGACCAUGAUUAUAUUCCAAUUCAUAGAAGACAUUGAUUUGUAUGAUAGCAUAUGAUUUCAUUAAAUAGUAGUGUGUGAACCAUAUAUCCUGUGAAAUCUGUCCUCCAUCAUGUGAUGUACUUAUGAUUCAGAUAGAUAUCUUGAAUAUUUUGUUGAAUAAUUGAUUGGUUAAUGGAUGGGAUAAUGGAAUGUUGAUUGGUUGAAUGUUGUAUUGGUGUUUGAUUAGAUAUUUUGUUGAAUGUGUGAUAUUUGAUUAAAUAUGUUGUUAAAGAUAAAUACCAGUUGUGGUAAUGAUCUCAAAAUGAGUUUAAACAGAUUCCAAUAAAAUGACCACCAAAGUGUUUGUAUGUAUAUAAAUAAAAUAUAUGUGCCAAAUCACUCGGGAAGAAAAUGUGUAAUUGCUGAGAUAUAAGCAAAGUAAGCACAGAAUUUCAUCAAAUGUUGGGUAUUUUUCCAAGCAAUAGGUUUUCAGCUAAGAUUUCAUGAUCUCACAAAGAUCAUCUUAUUUCAAUGUACCAGAUCUAUACCAAUGAAAAUAUUGUGACAAUAUUGAUUUUAAUGUCUUUCUGAUGAAAUAAAUGUUUGCUGCAA
Messenger RNA from Lytechinus pictus (painted urchin), 3769 nucleotides. RefSeq names its product glycerol-3-phosphate dehydrogenase 1-like protein. Gene Ontology annotation, biological process: glycerol-3-phosphate catabolic process; carbohydrate metabolic process. Bases 50 to 727 code for a protein of 225 amino acids. The transcript is spliced from 6 exons. The record is from RefSeq and is a predicted model, not a curated record. Lineage: Eukaryota; Metazoa; Echinodermata; Echinoidea; Temnopleuroida; Toxopneustidae. Gene Ontology annotation, molecular function: glycerol-3-phosphate dehydrogenase [NAD(P)+] activity; protein homodimerization activity; NAD binding. Gene Ontology annotation, cellular component: cytosol; glycerol-3-phosphate dehydrogenase (FAD) complex.